GCCUUUAAAUGUCCAUCUUACUGCCUGUUGGUGGUAGUCAGCUGCUCGUCUCCCUGCUCGACCUCGCGAUGUCCCCAAAGAAGCCACAGAUUUGGUACGUCUGUCGCCUCCCCCCUGGCAGAUUACAGUGUGGGCUCUGGUUGGGAUUAGAGGAGGUGGAUUUAAGGAGGCCGUCAGAGAGCGAGGGGGGGGCCAGACGCCUGCGGUCUGGCGGUGCUCCCUGCAGGGGCCUCCGGAAGGACACGGGCAGCAGGCCGGUGGACGGGCAUUGCCACUCCGGCAUCAUUCUCCGAGGGCCUCGUUCAUGGUGUAUUCACAAAGAAUAGAAGAAUAAAGUACUGAGAAGAUGGAGGAAACGUAUCUUCUGCAUCACCCUGGGGUUAAGAAGAAGAUCCUUCAUGGAGGUCUGGGAUUAAUGCCUCACUUUCCUCCAGGGACAAAACUCGUGUUCCACUUCCAGACGACGAAGGACGACUUUGAGAAGACAGUGAUCGAUGACAGCCGUAGAGGCAAGCGGCCCAUGGAGAUAUUUGUGGGCAAGAUGUUCAAGAUGGAGGUGUGGGAAGUCCUACUGACCUCCAUGAGGGUUGGCGAGGUGGCAGAGUUCUGGUGUGACGCUAUUCACACCGGCUUGUACCCCAUGGUCUCCAAGGGCAUGCGGCACAUCGCCCAGGGCAAAGACCCCCUGGAAGGGCAGAAGCACACGUGCGGCAUGGGAAACAUGUUCUACUACAACUGCUCGGGCUUUCCAGAGCUGGACGAGCUGAUGAAGGAACCCCAGCCGCUCAUCUUCAUCAUGGAACUGCUCUCGGUUGGUGACCCCUUCUCCUACAAGCGGGAGUCCUGGAUGAUGGGGAAGGAUGAGAAGCUGCAGGUCGUCCCAUCACUGCACCUGCAGGGCAACACCCUGGUGAAGCAGGGUCACUUCUGUGAGGCUGCCAGCAAGUACCAGGAGGCCGUGGUGCUGCUGAGAACUGUGCAGUCCAGGGAGAUGCCGGGCGACGAGGUCCAUGUCAACCUGGAGCGGCUCAUCGUCCCGCUCGUGCUGAACUACUGCCAGUGCAUGCUGGAGCUGCAGGAGUUCUAUGAGGUUCUGGAGCACACCACAGAGCUCCUGGAGAAACACAAAGACAAUGUCAAGGCCUACUACAAGCGGGCUAAGGCCCACGCGGCAGUGUGGAACGAGACGGAGGCCCGCCAAGACUUCCUCACUGUGGCCAGGCUGGAUGUCACCCUGGCUGCGCUGGUGCAGCGAGAGCUGAGGCACCUGGCCGACAGGAUGCGGGAGAAGCACCUGGAGGAGAAGAAGAGCUACUGGGCCAUCCUGCAGGACAAAGGAGGGCAGACCAGUCUACGAGCGGAUGGGGGGAAAGGCAAGGCCACAGCCCCUGAGGAGGGUGCUGGGGGCACCUCACACGGUCCCGGGGAAGAAGAAACACCGGAGUCAAAAACGGGCCAAAGCGGGAACCAGGAAGCAGCCGGAAAACGCGGAGAAAGGCAGGAAACCCGACGGGGUGCUUCUGCGCGGACGGAGGGGAAGGACUGGCAGCAAAUGCUCCGGCUGGUUCCUCUGCUUCAGGACGAGGGCAACUUCCUGGUGAAAGAGCUCCGCUACCUGGAGGCCGCUGAGAAGUACCAGGAGGCCAUUGAGUACAUUCGUUCCCUCCAAGACACGUUGGACGUCGACCAUAAUAAGGAAGACUGGGAUUCCCUGGAGAAGCUGCAUCUCCCCCUGUCUCUGAACCUCAGCCAGUGCAUGCUGGAGCUGGGCGAGUACCAGCAGGUGCUGGAGGCCAACAAGAAGCUGCUGAGAAAACACAGAGGGAACCUGAAGGCGAUGUACCAGUCUGCACGGGCUCACGCAGCUCUGCACCAGGAGGACGAGGCCCGUAAGUCCUUUGCUCACAUCGCCAAGCUGGACCCCAAGUUCAAGCCCAUUGCCUGUAUGGAGCUGAAAAAGAUGAGGGAGAACAUCCGGGCCAAGCAUGUGCAGGAGAAGAGGAGCUACUGGGCAGUGGCGGAGGAGAGGUGGGGUCGAGGCGGGCCUGGGAAAAAUGGGGAAGCGGCUCAGCGGGGGAAAGAGGCAGGGGCCCUCAGAGGGGAUAGAGUGCAGCUUGUAAGGACCACAAAGAACAGGGAGAGCAAAGAUGGGCAAGAAACCACAAAGACGACAAAAUCACUGCCGGGUCCCAGUGUGCAGAUGGCAUCAAAGAGUCAAGGAACGGUGGACCACAGUGUGGAAAUAGCAUCAGAGAACCAAAGAACAGUGGAUCCCAAUGUGGAAAUAGCAUCAGAGAACCAAAGAAUAGUGGAUCCCAAUGUGGAAAUAGCAUCAGAGAACCAAAGAAUAGUGGAUCCCAAUGUGGAAAUAGCAUCAGAGAACCAAAGAAUAGUGGAUCCCAAUGUGGAAAUAGCAUCAGAGAACCAAAGAAUAGUGGAUCCCAAUGUGGAAAUAGCACCAGAAAACUGAAGAACAGUGGACUCCAGUGAAGAGAGGAUGUCAGAGAACUGGAGAAAUAUGGACCCUAGUUUGGAAAUAGUACCAAAAACCUGGGGAGAGGGUAUCAGAGAAUUCACCUGGAGAAAAGGAUAAUAGGCACACAGGUCUGAUUAUCAGUAUAGAAGCGUAAUGCCUCCAGCACAAAGAUUUGAGUACAGGACACCUUGGAACCUUCGCAGUCAGACAUGGGCAGUGCCAAGACCAUUUGGGAAUUGGACGAUGACCUGGGUCAUGGAGAUCCGGAACACUUAGCUGGGUAACAUCACAUCAAUAGAACAAAGUGAAUGGGAGAGGGUGUUUGCUGAGGUGGAUAUCAGCAAUGAGGAUGGGAGGGAGGCUGACUUGAGAAAGACAAAUGCGGAGGAGGAGCAGGAAUGCGUUUGGAACUAUCAGAGUGACACCACAAAUAACAUUCAUCAAAAAACACGAAUUCAGGUUCCAAGUAAAUAGGACUGAAGCAGGAGGCAAUAACAUUGUAAUUAGCAAAAUAAAUA
Brienomyrus brachyistius is the source of this 2994-nucleotide messenger RNA. RefSeq names its product aryl-hydrocarbon-interacting protein-like 1. The transcript has 8 exons. Lineage: Eukaryota; Metazoa; Chordata; Actinopteri; Osteoglossiformes; Mormyridae. The record is from RefSeq and is a predicted model, not a curated record. The coding region runs from base 347 to 2470 and encodes 707 amino acids. Gene Ontology annotation, molecular function: protein binding; peptidyl-prolyl cis-trans isomerase activity.